CAGCGGACUCCACGGCGCGUCGAGACUGAAAAUCCUCCCGCACGCCAAGGUUUACAUUUAAAGACCCUCGCUGCUUAUUCACCACAUCAGCAGGUUAUAGGCAGUGCAGCUCGUUGUCCGCCAUUUACGUGGUCGUCUGCUCAGGCGUCGGGUGUUUUUUUCCGUGGCCCCGGCGGAUGCCUCACAAAGCUAGGAAAAAAGGACUGGCACUGAAGCACUUUAGCAGGCUAGCUAGCGCGCUAGCCCCUCUUCCUAUGUGAUUCCAGAGAGAGAAGUAUCAGGACAGGAGGUCGUAGUUCAUGGAAGACAAGAAAAGGAAAAAAGACGACAAAAGGAAAAGGGACACCUCUCAGAAGGUUGCAGAGCCAAAAAACAAAGUGUCAGACGCAACCAAGCUGGUAUCGGCCCAGUCUCCUGCCACUCAGAGCAGCUCUGCCUCCCCCAGCCCUGGAUCCACCCCUUCUGCCUCCCCCUCUCCGGCUGCCCCGGGUCCCGGCAGCUCGGCCGCCCAACCCCCGGGCGCCAAUAAUGCCAAGCGCCCGGCGGUGGCCAAUGGACAGACCCCCUCCAGUGCCGGUAGUUCCGGUGGGACCGGGAACGGCGGUAGCGGCGGGGCCGUGGCGCCCCAGCAGCAGCAGCGCUACAUGCCCAGAGAAGUGCCGCCGCGAUUCCGCUGCCAGCAGGACCAUAAAGUGCUACUGAAGAGGGGCCAGCCACCGCUUUCCUCCAUGCUGCUCGGAGGGGGAGGAGGAGGAGGUGGGGACGGCCCAAAUGCAAACAUGGCUGCUGCCUCAGAUUCCAGUGCAGUUUCCUCCUCACUGGCCCUCACCUCAUCAGCUGCUGCUUCUACUACUACUUCUAAUUAUGCAAAUUCCAUGUGGGGGGCAGGCUCAGGUGGCCAGGCCUCCACUCAGGGCAGGGAGAAGGUGAUCGUAGAUGGCAACGACCUGGAGGAGUGGCCUAGCAUCGCCGGUAGUGACGGAGGAGGAGGAGCUUCAGUCACUGUGGUUGGUGUGGGCGGCAGCGGCAGCAGCAAUGGAAUGCCUGUGAAGAGCAGCAUCAGUGCCUCUGGCAACCAGUCCACACCCACUUCCUCAUUCUCUUUGCCCAGUGAAUGUAUGCAGUCGUCCGGAGGCGUGGCGUGGGGGACGACUGCCUCACAUGGUCAUCCUAGAGGGGGGAAUGCAGCAGCCUCUGCGGGGAACCUGCUGCAACAGCCCCCCUCGCUUUCCAAAGCGUCCUCUGUGCCAGGGAGCCAUGAUGCCGAUGGCCCCGUCGAUGGUAGCAGUGGGAUUCCAGGUGCCAACUUCAACCCAAAUGCCAACCCCUCUGCCUGGCCUGCCCUGGUGCAGCAGGACGGGUCCUCCGCUGCAGGGGAUGGGGGUCCGUCUUCCCUCCACCACCAGGGCUCUGGGGGGUCUCUGUCUGCCAACAACCCCACCUCCCAUGGCCCUGGGCUGGGAGGCGGGACCGUCGGGGUGCUAGGGGGUCACCCGACUUUAUCUGUGAAUCAAUCAAACGCCCAUCAGCACCAACUUCACCAAAUGCAAUCCAGAGACAGAGAGGUGGGAGGGGGGAAGUGGGAAAGCGGAUCAGCGGGACCAAAAAUGUCAGGGGAGGAGGGGGUGUUGGACUGUGGUUUGGGUGGAGGAGUUGGAGGGGGAGGUGGUGGAGACCCUGCCUCCUCAUGGAGGGGCCAGCCUUCUUACCCUGCUGCUAACUCCAAAACGGGUGCCUCAAGGACUGAUGGGUGGGGAGGAGGUGGUUUUGGAGCUGCUGAGGGGGAUACUGGGACCUCAGGAUGGGGGUAUCCGGGUCCCCCGACUGGGGGUAAUGCCUGGGGCAGUGCUGGAAGCAGUGGGGGUGGUGGUCAAACCUCCAGGCUAUCUCAGGGAGGGUGGGGGUCAUCAGGAGUGAGUGGGGAGCGGGGGCAGUCAGGUGAGGACUGGAGUGGGAGUUCGGCUGGUGUGGGCGGGGCUAAUGCGGGUGGGGAGCGGAUCAGUGGAGCCUGCAGCAGUAACAGCAGCAGCAGUGGGGGCAGCAUUGCUAGCAACCCCCCUGUUAUCUCUUCCUCUUCCCCUCCUGCCCCCACUACGUCGAGAGCUUGGGACAAUCAGAAGGGAGAAGGAGAUGUUGGGGACUGGGGAGGAGGAGGAGCGGGAGGUCACGGAGGAAGAGGAGGGUCAUUGACCAGCAGUGGAAACUCCCGGAGCGGGUCAGGUCAGAGCGGGCACAGUCAUCGGGUCCAGCGCACUGCGCCAAAUGCUGAAGCUGCCUUACAGAACCUGCUCAACCGGGCUGACCUGGACCCUCGCGUGCUGUCCAACACAGGCUGGGGCCAGACCCAGAUCCGACAGAACACAGCCUGGGACCUGGAUGGAGAAGCAGCAGCAGUAGCUGGAGGAGUAGGAGGAAGCAGAGGAGGCAGCUCAUCAUCAUCAUCAUCAUCAUCAGCUUCGUCCAAACACCCACAGUCAUCUCUUGGUUCCUCCUCUUCUCAGUAUUCUGGUGGUUCUUCUGCCCUGGGAUCUGAUCCAAUGGGUUCAGGGACCAAUCCGUCCUUGGGCCCCUCUGCUGGGUCCUCAGGUGAUGGCUGGGAGAGCAGCAGCAACAGUAGCAGUAGUGGGGCCUCACAGUGUGGUAGAGGACCCCCACCGUCGGGGCCCAACAUGAGGAAUUCGGGUGUCUCACAAUCUGGGCCAAUGACCUCUGGGGCCAGUACAGGGGCAGGAGGACUGGCGCCAGGGCACAGCCAACAAGGGAAGGCUGUGGGUUGGGGCGGAGGAGGGAUGGGUACCGGAGAGAGUCAGGGAGCCAAAGGGUGGGGCAAUGAGGAAUGGAGGGGCAGCCGAGGGGGAAACGCAGGAGGCUGGGGAGAGGUCGGACAACAGGGUAACCCAGCAGGUGGACGCUGGGGAGAGAGUCAGGAAGAGAAAGGGACCAGUGGGUGGAGAGAGAUGGGAAGGGAGGGAGGAGGAGCAGCAGCAGAAGGAGGAGGUGGGUGGGGGUUAGGGCAGCGGGCUGGGGGAGGUGGGGACUGGAGUGAGCGAGAGCCCAAAUCAAACAAUGGCGGAGCUGGAGGAGGAGAAGAUGGUGUGGGAUGGGGGGAGGAGAGGAAAGGCGGAGGAGGAAACUCAGGUGGUGAGUCCAACCUGGGUACGUGGGGGAGCUGGGACAACGGCACCCCUCGACGAGCGUGGGGGGCAGGAGGGGGUAGUGGGGGAGGAGGUGGGAUGGGGGACUCGGGGUCCAAACCCCAUCAGAGCUGGAAUGGAGGAAAUGGGGGAGGAAGCAAAGUGCACCAGAUGCCAAAUGGCCAGUCGGGCUCCGUCAAAGCCCCGCAGGCACCACUGCAACAAUCACAGCCCCGCAAUCAGCACCCACCGCAGCAGCAAGCGCUGGACCAAGGGGCUAUGCAAGGCGGCUGGGGGCGGCAGCCUGUCUCCCAAGCCCAGAAUCAGAACCAAAGCUCAGGCUGGACCUCUGGGCCCAUCCCCAGUGGCCCUGGAGGAGGUGGAGGUGGAUCGGAGCCAAGUGGCUGGGAAGAGCCCUCGCCACAGUCCAUUAGCAGGAAGAAUGAGAUAGAUGAUGGGACAUCAGCAUGGGGAGACCCAACCCAUUACAAUUACAAGCCAGUAAACCUGUGGGAUAAGAACAGCACCCCCAGUGGCCAACAGCUGCCAGUGCAUGGUCAGGCUCCUGCCCAGCAGCAGCCGCUGGGGCCUCCAUUACAGCAGCAGCCCAGUAGGCAGACGUCAGGACUCAGCACCAGGGACGUGAACCCUGGACAUGUUUCUGGAAAAGCUUCAGCUGUGGGUCCAUCAGGCUGGGGCAGCACCUCUCCCACCAGCUUGACCGUCGAUAAUGGUACAGCAGCCUGGGGCAAGCCCAGCGACACCCCUACCGGCUGGGGAGAACCUGACGAUAGUGCAGGCAAGGCUUCAGGCUGGGGCAACCCCUCCCCAAACCCCGUCAAAUCUGGUUCAAAGUCUAUGCAAGAUGGCUGGGGGGAGAGCGAGAGCUCAGUGGCCGCAACCCGUAACUCUAGCUGGGAAGAGGAAGAGGAAGCAGGAGGCAUGUGGAACAGCGCUGGUUCGCAGGGAAGCGGCUCGUCCUGGGGGCAGGGAAGCAACGGGGGCUGGGGACAGGGCCAUGCUGGGAAGAAGGCCAGCAGCAAGGGUCCUCUGAAGGCCGGAUCAGGGGACUCAUGGAUGAACCCCAUCAACAGACAGUUUUCCAACAUGGGGCUACUGGGGGAUGAUCCCAGCGGCAGGAGUAUAGACCUGGCUCCAGGUUCCCUUCAGGACAAGAAGAUGGAUGGAGACAAGAGAGGUAUGGGGAUGAGCGACUACAAUGGAGACAUAAGAAAAGGAGGAAGAGGACCGGGGGUGGCCUAUCGUUCACAGAGUUCCAAAGAGGUGGGCCCUGGAGACGCAGGAUCUUAUUAUGACAAGACCUUGCCUUUCAUCAAUCAGGAUGGGUGCCUUGGGGAGGAGGGUCCUUGCUCUCUGUACUCUCCACCCACUGUCUACAAGUCCCACCCCCUCUACAACCACACUAUUCCCCUUAGACAAGGCGGUCACAACAUGCUAGGCAGCGGUGGAGGGAUGGCACAGUCCAGACACCAGCCAAGUGCGCCACCCAUAAACCCGUCCCCAGGGAUACGAGCGCAAGUGCCUCAUCAGUUCCUGUCACCACAGGUGCCAGGCUCCAUGCUGAAGCAGAUGGCCCCUCCCAGUGGGAACAUCGGGGGUGUUGGGGGAGUGGGCGGGGUCACAGGGGUCGGGGGAGGUGUGUUUCCCCCACAGCUGUCGCCCCAACACAUCGCCAUGCUGAGCAGCAUCUACCCACCGCACAUCCAGUUCCAACUGGCUUGUCAGCUUCUUCUGCAACAGCAGCCUCAACAGCAGCAGCUGCUGCAAAACCAGAGGAAGUUUACACAGAAUGUCCGGCAGCAAGCUGACCCCCAGCAGCUGGCCCGGAUCAUGGCAGUCCUCCAGCAGCAGAGGCAGCAGCAGGCCGGGGGUCUUGGGGGACUCGGGGGCAGCUCUAAACUCUCUCCCUCCCACUUUGCUGGAGGAGCUGGAGGGGUUCCUAAACUGCCCGGAGCCGACUCCCUGCCUCACCCUGGCCUAGGUGGACCAAUGGCCGACCUGCACCAGAAAACCCACAGUGGGUACUCUGGGUUCACUUCUGGAAUCAACCUGUCAGGUCUGGACCUAGGGGGCUCUGUGAUGGGAGGUCCCGGAGGUAUGAAGGACCUGGGGGUACAACAGUCCCGCUUUAAGUGGAUGAUGGAUGGACAUUCUCCUCCAGACCCCUCCCCUCCUGAGAGCACACUCCACAAAAAUGGUCCCAUUACCCCCAUGAAGAUGCCCGGGGGCUCACCUUACUCUCAGUACGACAUGCUGGGGGAGGAGGGGCUGGGCGACACCUGGCAUCGUAACCCCGGAAACAAGAUGGCUUCCAAGGCUUCCACCACUCCCAGCUGGCCUCCUGAGUUCCAGCCCGGCGUGCCCUGGAAGGGAAUCAGCCGUGUUGACCCCGAGUCUGACCCCUACAUGACCCCAGGGAGCAUGAUGGGAAACUCGGGGUCCCCAAGCCUCAACGACACAGAACACCAGUUGCUACAAGAUAACACAGAUUCCACCCCUCCCUUGAACACCUUGCUGCCUUCACCAGGUGCCUGGCCCUACAGUGCCUCAGACAGCCCCCUCAGCAACGCACACAACACUGCAAAGUACACAGAAUACAAGCCCAGCUGGCCUCCAGAACCCAUUGGACACAACAAGCCCUGGAGAGCCAGCCGCGGGAGCAGCCAAACCCAGCUGCCCCGCCCACCGCCAGGGUUAGCCAGUCAGAAGCAGCCAUCGCCAUCCCCUUGGUCAGGGGGAAUCCCACGAUUGGCUGCCAGGGGAUGGGGCGGCGGCUCGAGCACUACUGGCUCUACCUGGAGUGAUGGCAGCUCCCGGGGAAGCUGCUGGUUGGUGCUCAGCAAUCUGACGCCACAGAUCGACGGUUCCACCCUGAGGACCAUCUGCAUGCAGCACGGCCCCCUGUUGACCUUUCACCUCGGCCUGACCCAGGGCACCGCUCUGAUUCGCUACAGCUCCAAACAAGAAGCAGCUAAGGCCCAGAGCGCACUCCACAUGUGCGUUCUGGGUAAUACCACCAUACUGGCAGAGUUUGUGAGUGAGGAGGACGUGGCCCGCUACAUUGCACAUUCCCAGGCUGGAGGCGGGGGGACUUCCGCGGGGUCAGCGGGCUCAACCGCCUCCGCCAAUGGUAACGGAGGGAGCGGCGAGCGUGGAGCAGGAGUUUCCGCCGUCGACGGAGGCUCCACGGUGUCCGGUUCAGGAAACGGAGCACCCGGGCCGUCCAGCUCUGGCUGGCAAAGCCUGGACAUCACCGGCAGCGCCCCUGACCCAACCGUCAGCCAGGGGCCCGGCCUGGGCAUUUUCGCCCAGUGGAGCAGCAACGGGGCUGGGGUAGGGGGAGUGACAGGAGUGGGCGGGGGUGUUGGAGGCAUGGAUGCCGGGAGGCAGGGUCUGUGGGGGGGGAUGGGAGGAGCGGGGUACCCCAGCAGCAGCCUGUGGGGGGCGCCAGCACUGGAUGAUGCUCAUCAGAUGGGGAGCCCUGCCGCGCUGCUGCCAGGAGACCUCCUGGGUGGAGGAGCUGACUCCAUCUGACAGGCUGAAUGACUGACUGACAGACACGCAUACAAACACAAACACACACACACACACACUGAAAAAGGUUCAACCAAUAUUUUAACAUGCGUCCACUCUGUAUUUAUUCAUACACACACACACACACACAUACACACACACACACACACACACACAUGAAUUACCAACUACACUGGUCACAGACAUGCAGAUACGCUGUCUGUCUCCACACACACACACACACACACACACACAAACAGACACACACACACACAUGAAUUACCAACUACACUGGUCACAGACAUGCAGAUACACUGUCUGUCUCCACACACACACACA
Molecule: messenger RNA, 7007 nt
Organism: Lampris incognitus (smalleye Pacific opah)
Lineage: Eukaryota; Metazoa; Chordata; Actinopteri; Lampriformes; Lampridae
Gene: tnrc6ba
Product: trinucleotide repeat containing adaptor 6Ba
Exons: 22
Coding region: 300-6689 (2129 amino acids)
Biological process (GO): positive regulation of nuclear-transcribed mRNA poly(A) tail shortening; miRNA-mediated post-transcriptional gene silencing
Cellular component (GO): P-body; nucleoplasm
Molecular function (GO): nucleic acid binding
Source: RefSeq, a predicted model, not a curated record